AUGGCGACAAAACAACAUUUUGUUUUAUUUGAAAAUGUGACGGGUUACAGUCUUAUCCUUGUAAAAGAGUUCGACGAAAUUGUCCGUAGAUUCACAGCUCACGUAAAUUCAUUUCUCAAGCCCGUUGCAUUUGUACCAUUCAAAUCUGUUCACGAGGCUUUGGAGAAUGUACAGUGUAUAAGUGACGGCCGAGUUUCUCCUUUACUAUCAGAAUUUUUGCGUCAAAACCUCCCAACUAGAGAUGCCAUUCUCGGCGUAGCUGAGCAGGAACUCGGAGAAAGUAUAUCAGAACUUGGUAUCGGUUUUGAAUGUAUAUGGGACUCUUCCAUUCAAGAAAUCCUUCGUAUUGUUCGAGCAAACUCCUCAAAGCUUCUACGAACCCUCGUUGUUCAGCCAGGUGGUGUAAAGCCAUCAAAGGCCUCCAAAGCUACUGCGGUUCAAGAGACUGUACCCGGUAAGAAGGCGGAGAGACGUGCCCGUUUAGUUGUCGCCCUCACACGUGCAAGGCUUCAGUUGAAUCUUGAACAGCAUUUAGCAGACACCGGAGUUGUCAAAUCCCUUGAACUCCUGGAUAGCAUGGAUUCGAAUCUCACGAAAUCGGUCAAGCACCUUUGUACUUCCUAUGCUGUUCAUUUUCCUGAACUUUGUCGCAAUGGGGUGUUGGUUGGUGUAGACGAUUUCGCUUUCGCCUCUAUCGUUGCAAAUUGUCCGCUCCGUGAUGACCUCGUAAAGGAUAAAGGACGACUUUUGGAAUGGCUGGGUGGUGAUCAAGAGCUAACCGAUAAGAUCAUCAGUCUUGCUAAUUCUUCUACUGGUCAGGAUCUGGCUCCGGAUGAUGUCAAGGUUCUUCAACAUUAUGGACAGUUUCUUCUGAAAUUACUUAAGUCGCGUACAGUAUGCUGUGAGUUGUUGGAUGCUCGAGUUAGGUCCCUCGUGCCUAAUUUAACAUCAUUAAUGGAUCAGACUCUUCCCGGACAGGAUAAAAAUGAAGCAUUAGAGCGCGUGAGGAAAGUUGGUGAUAGAGUCUCACCUGCAAUUAUAGCUGCUCGUCUAAUUUUGCACGCCGGAACCCUGGACAAACUAGCUAGAAUGACUAGUUCCAGGGUUGAUUCUCUUGGUGCUUCGAGAUCCCUCUUUCGUCGUGGUGGAGCUGCUGCAGCGGCAGCUACUGGUCUUCUCCAACGCACUGUAUCAUUUCCAGCCUCAUCUCAGCAACAGCUCCCAAGUGAAACUGUCAUUUCUUCUCUCGCGGCAGAUAUCAUUGAAAUGAGUGGAGGUCGUCUACAUCCGAUUGUCGUUCGUAGAAAGGUUGCUCGGCUUCUUGCAGCAAAGUCCACGCUGGCUGUUAGAGCGGAUUGCUACCGGCGAAUGGACCCGUUUGCCACUGAGAGUCUAGAGGUCCCAGAAAGACUCGAAUCGGGGGCCUAUGGUGCUUCCCUGGGGGAAGAAACCAAAAGACAACUUAGAGUUUGGGCAGAAGCAAACGGUGUUCAUCUGGGGCGAACUGCAGAGGAAUUACAGGUUUGUCCUAAGCAACGUGAAAAGCGGAAGAAGUACCGCAAAACGAAAAGAAAGAGGUGGCUAAAGCGCAAAUUAGUUGGUACUUCUAAUCCUGCACAGUCCACCACGAAUGCUGUUCCCGCACCGGUGGUGACUGAGAAUGGUGUUUCCAUUGGUGAUGGUAGUGAUGUUGAUUCUAACAGUUCUAAUGAGGAAUUCGAACAAGUCAAUGCGAAACGGCCGACUCUGCCUUUUUUGCCUAGUUCAAAACGUGCCAGAUCAAAAGAAUCAUAUGAGGAUGAAAGUUCUACUAUAAAUAAUUUAAGUAGCUCAACUUUAUGUCGUGAACUUGAUGAGUCAAAAGCAUCAGAUGACAAUUCGACUACCGAAGAAGAAAGUCUUGAAGCUGAAUCAAAUGUUAAGUCACGAAAACGACGUGCUCGUGGUGGAAAAACAGCCAAGAAAUCAGUAAAACGAGCUAAGAUAAGUGAACCCCCUGGACAGCGUGUUCUUCGAUCAUCAGUUCGCCGGAAGACAUCCCUCAAACAAUGA
Messenger RNA from Rodentolepis nana, 2052 nucleotides. The record is from the annotation of a GenBank genome assembly. Lineage: Eukaryota; Metazoa; Platyhelminthes; Cestoda; Cyclophyllidea; Hymenolepididae.